Messenger RNA from Mucor mucedo, 753 nucleotides. RefSeq lists its product as uncharacterized. The transcript is spliced from 4 exons. Bases 1 to 753 code for a protein of 250 amino acids. Lineage: Eukaryota; Fungi; Mucoromycota; Mucoromycetes; Mucorales; Mucoraceae. The record is from RefSeq and is a predicted model, not a curated record.
AUGUCUGAUAUGAAUAUUGCACUCACCAAUUCUGUUCGUAAAAUCGAACUUGACGUUACCGAGAUCAAACAAAUGCUAGCUGCGCUGUCUGAUCAGUUCAAAAAUCAAUUUGCACCAAACAUCACCGAUGAAGAUGUAAAUAUGAUACAAAAAAGUAUCGUCGAACAAAGUGCUCUUGAUCGAAUCACCGAGUCGGUAAAAAGAUCCCAAGUGAUUGAAUAUCCUGAUCAGCUUGGUAAACGAACGAUUGACACAAAUUCUGAAGAGUUUGAAGGAAAGAAGGUCUCGGGUAGACUUAGUAUACUGCUGCAACUUUUACACACAAAAGACUGGCAGUUAUUUUGUAAGGAAAUUCCCGAUGAGCAACAAAAGCCACCUCUAGUCCCAAUUUCACAACGUGAUUUGGAAAUCAAACGAGUUCAGUUGAAGUCACUGGCACGUUCGUUGAAGCAUGAUUUGAUUGACCUGGACCACCCUGACGUGUUAAAAAACUGGAAGGAUAUCCCGGCAAAUGAUAGGGAUUUUUACAUGUUGCGCCUGGAAAAGCUUGCGAAUGACAAGGGAUUCAAAAUAUACCAGUAUCCCGAUAGUUCAGACUCUAUCAAUGACGCUUUCGAAGAUAUGGGUCGCGAUGAGUCCCCCAUCAUAGCAGACGUGCUCCUUCAAAUAACAAUGGUAAGGGUAUAUAGCACCUUCAAAAUAACGGAAAGUGUGAACAAUUAUGUUGGAAUUGGGUAUGUUUGCAAUGACUGA